This is a messenger RNA of Suillus subaureus, 216 nucleotides long. RefSeq lists its product as uncharacterized. The coding region runs from base 1 to 216 and encodes 71 amino acids. Lineage: Eukaryota; Fungi; Basidiomycota; Agaricomycetes; Boletales; Suillaceae. The record is from RefSeq and is a predicted model, not a curated record. The transcript is spliced from 3 exons.
AUGAGCACACAGUCCCUUUUGCAUGCCUUUGAGCUGCUUUUUUAUGUUGACUGUGUCUUGGCCUGGUUUAAAUGGGAGCAUUCUCAUUGCUUGCGUCCUGGUAUGAGUCCCACAGCUCCACCUACCACUUCAUCUCACAUUGAACUUGCAGAGGUUAGUGUGGAUUCAGAGCCAAUGCCUCACAGACAUCUUUCACACCUCUUUCUUGACCUCUAG